Messenger RNA from Cylicocyclus nassatus, 644 nucleotides. NCBI's taxonomy places the organism in Eukaryota, Metazoa, Nematoda, Chromadorea, Rhabditida, Strongylidae. The record is from the annotation of a GenBank genome assembly.
AGUGUUUCCAUUAACAGCCUGUACGGCAAAAAUAGAUUAGCAACAUUCUUGAUACAGAAUUAAUAUUCCUACUUGCUCAAUGUACAAUACUCAAAAUAUUCCUUCUACUGUUUCGCACGAGAUGUACGUGCUUCUUACUUUUCUCGCAGUAUGUGCUACAGCAUUUUGCUCAAAGCCUUCCUUUCUCCAAAACAUGUCCAGUGCAGCCCUGUCGGAGUACAGACAAAUACAAAUGAGGUGGGAUUUGAGCUAUUUCGAAAUAAGGAAACAAAUUGAGCAUUGGGGAGACAAGCAUGGAGUAAAAGACAAAUUAAGAAAGUUCUUGGACGACAGGGAGGAUGACAAAAAGACACACAGCUACAAUUUUUUGGAGCUGAUAACAAAGCUACGUCCUUUUGCUAGAAGGCUUAUGAUCAUUGCGAACGAUCGUGAAAAACCUUUGAAGCAAGUAAAAGCAGAGAGAGACAAGUUCAAAGCUGCACAUCAUAUGGAGUUUGAAGUGCUAAAAUAUGCAUGGAAAGUGGCGAAUGGAUAUCUUCAACAAAAGACACAGGAAGGUUUAAGUAAACAGGAAGACGAUACCGUUUAUCCAUGGACGUCUAUCGAUGAGAGUUUAUCGUGACAGGAAUAAAAGUUUAAUUUAU